AUGGCUCGUCCAAGGAUCCUCAUAUCGAAAAUUUACUUAUUGCUUUUUAUUGUAGGUUUCGUCUCGCAAUCUUGUGAAGCUAGAAAUUCAAUGCCUUACGAUGCAAGAAAGGGAUUGUUUCUUAGUGCCCUACCAAAGGGCAAUGUACCACCUUCCGGUCCAAGCGACAAAGGUCACACUUCUCCUCCGGAGGAUUAUUCCGAUCAGCAUAUGGUGCCAAAAAACUCGCCGGAGAUUCACCGUCUACAAGGAUCGGUUCCUAGCCCCGGCGUGGGUCAUUAG
Molecule: messenger RNA, 282 nt
Organism: Microthlaspi erraticum
Lineage: Eukaryota; Viridiplantae; Streptophyta; Magnoliopsida; Brassicales; Brassicaceae
Source: the annotation of a GenBank genome assembly